AUGUCGCAACUGAGUAGUGCGUACUACAAAACGAUGCCCUGCGCUCUGCAAGAAUUCUGUGUGGACGAUGAGCAGACCACUCAUUGCACACUGACAAGGCAACCUCAGCCUCGACCAAUUUCUAUGAGGCAAUCUAACGUUCGCAGAGGAACCACCUUCAUGAUUCCUUCGUGGUUCGCAGCUUGA
Paracoccidioides brasiliensis Pb18 is the source of this 186-nucleotide messenger RNA. RefSeq lists its product as uncharacterized. The coding region runs from base 1 to 186 and encodes 61 amino acids. The transcript is spliced from 2 exons. The record is from RefSeq and is a predicted model, not a curated record.